GUGCUUCUAGUUCCAACAUUACCUAAAAGUUCCCCACGCACAGCUGUUCCCCUGCCCCGCCGAAACUUUCUAGAGCUGCACUGCCAAGCCAUCGUCUAGCAAAGCCUCGUCGCAACAUUAACAAGGCUAAAUCUAGUAACACUUAUUGGAACGCAGUACUACCGUCAUUAAAUCCAGCAAGCCGAAUCCGAGACCAAGGAUUGUAUUUCUGUGCUCGUACAGCUUUCUUAUUUACUAUUUACAGCAACCAGAUUGACUACCAAUAUGGCCUCCUCCGGCGAGCCUUUCUAUAUCCGAUACUACUCAGGUCACUCCGGUCGUUUCGGCCAUGAAUUUCUAGAGUUCGAUAUUCGAGUAGUAGGCGAUGGUCGAAGCGCCGUGGCUCGAUACGCAAACAACUCCAACUACAGGAACGACAGUCUAAUCCGAAAAGAGAUGUGCGUCAGUUCGUUGGUGGUAGAUGAGAUCAAGCGCAUCGUCAAGUCGAGCGAGAUCAUGAAGGAAGACGACGCCAAGUGGCCACAGAAGAACAAGGAUGGUAGGCAGGAAUUGGAGAUCCGCGUGGGCAACGAUCACAUAUCAUUCGAGACAGCUAAGAUUGGUUCCCUAAUCGACGUGACGGAAUCGGCAGACCCCGAAGGACUACGGGUAUUCUACUACCUGGUGCAGGAUCUAAAGGCGCUCGUCUUCAGCUUGACAUCACUCCAUUUCAAGAUCAAACCCAUCUCGUAAAGAGCCAAGAUAGAUAAGGCGCACAGGUGCGAGUUUACGAUCAUCAUUAUGUAUACAUAGAGUAGUACGGCAUUUCCCCCCCCCCCCCCCGAACCCCUUACAAU
Messenger RNA from Daldinia decipiens, 836 nucleotides. Its product is annotated as Mago nashi protein. The record is from RefSeq and is a predicted model, not a curated record. The transcript has 5 exons. NCBI's taxonomy places the organism in Eukaryota, Fungi, Ascomycota, Sordariomycetes, Xylariales, Hypoxylaceae. The coding region runs from base 265 to 732 and encodes 155 amino acids. Gene Ontology annotation, molecular function: ATP binding. Gene Ontology annotation, cellular component: exon-exon junction complex; nucleus. Gene Ontology annotation, biological process: RNA splicing.